Messenger RNA from Telopea speciosissima, 582 nucleotides. RefSeq lists its product as uncharacterized. NCBI's taxonomy places the organism in Eukaryota, Viridiplantae, Streptophyta, Magnoliopsida, Proteales, Proteaceae. The record is from RefSeq and is a predicted model, not a curated record. The transcript has a single exon. The coding region runs from base 1 to 582 and encodes 193 amino acids.
AUGGUACGAUCGUGGCUGGUACACUCUACUAUCGCUUCUAUUGCUCACAGCAUUCUAUGGAUAGAUUCUGCUCGCGAGGUUUGGCUUGAUCUCCAUGAACGUUUCUCUCAGAAAAAUGUGCCACGCAUCUUUGAAAUACGGCAAGCCAUUUCAACUGACACCCAAGGCAGCGAUUCUGUCUCUGCAUAUUAUACUGUUCUCAAAGGGUAUUGUGACGAACUUACCUCUUAUCGCAGCUUGCCAACAUGUUCAUGUGGUGCCAUGAAUAAACUUCAAGAGCUUCUUCGAAUUGAUUCAUUGAUGGACUUUCUUCAAGGUUUCAAUGAAUCAUAUACUGCCAUUCGAAGUCAGAUCCUUCUUAUGGAUCCAUUCCCAACCUUAGCAAAGGCCUAUUCUCUUCUUCUUCAAGAAGAGCGCCAGCGGUCAUUACAUACCGUCCUCCCUGCUUCUAUUGAACAAUCGGCCAUGGCUGUCACUUCCACUCACCAAAAAUCUUCUCGUCCAAAACCAUUUUACCACUGCACCUACUGCAACAUGGAGACAUUCAGAGUCCCGCUGUUACAAGAAAAAUGGUUACCGUGA